AUGUUGAUCCAAACUUUCUACAAUGGUUUGACCCAUGAGUUCCAAAUUUACAUAGACGCCGCAUCGGGAGGCUCCCUUUUGACUAAGAACCCAACUGAAGCAAAGGAGCUAGUUGAGAAGAUGUCAGCUAAUGACAACUAUCAUCCAGGCGGCCGAAACAAUGUGAAAAAGGGAGGUAAAUUAGAUGUGGAUGCUCUAACUCUUUUGGCUAGUUCUGUGCAGGCACUAUCAAACAAGUUCGAUAAACUGCAAACUGGAUCCUCCGCUAAUGUGCUUGAAACAUGUCAAAUGUGCAACACCCAAGGCCACAUCGCUCCCAAUUGCCCACAAAACUCCAAUGAAGUAUCUAUUGAGGAAGCCAAUGCCUUCUAUAAUUCCAACCCGAAAAGACCAUAUGAUCCCCAUUCGAACACAUAUAAUGAAGGUUGGAAGCACCACCCAAAUUUCUCCUACAAAAACACCCAAGCCCAACAAAAUCCACCUCCACCACCACCCCGAAACAACAACUAUAAUCCACCUGGUUUUCAACCAAGACCACCCCUAGUUCAACAACCUAUGGAACCCAUGCACCAACCCCCUCAAAAAUCCAAUCUCGAGCUAAUGAUGGAGGACUUCGUUAACACAACUAACAAUUCCAUCCAACAGCUGCAAGCCCAAAAUAAGCUCAUGGAAAACCAGUUAAGUCAACUUGCCCACCAAGUUGGCCAAUCUUCAAAAACGUCGGGAACCUUCCCGGGCCAAACUGAGCACCAAAAAAGGGGCACAUGA
Messenger RNA from Chenopodium quinoa (quinoa), 768 nucleotides. RefSeq names its product component of gems protein 1-like. The record is from RefSeq and is a predicted model, not a curated record. Bases 1 to 768 code for a protein of 255 amino acids. The transcript has a single exon. Gene Ontology annotation, molecular function: zinc ion binding; nucleic acid binding. Lineage: Eukaryota; Viridiplantae; Streptophyta; Magnoliopsida; Caryophyllales; Amaranthaceae.